AUGCUCAUACGCGAUGAACUGCUGUGUAACUGUCAGCGGGAGUUGCCCCGUUUCCGCUUAUCUUCCAUCCUCAGAAUGAUGAACGAUGUCAUCGUCAGUUUGCGUGCGUUGCUGGACAAUAGUCAACAAGAAAGUAAAGUUUGGCAACUGGCUUUCCGGCCCCAGGAAUUGACCAGAUGUGUACCCAGUCAUUUGGUGGGUGGGCUGCGACGUCUGCUGGGGGAAGAACGUGUCACAAUGGUUAGUUGUGUGAGAACAUCCGGUGUCUGUUAA
This is a messenger RNA of Opisthorchis viverrini, 273 nucleotides long. RefSeq lists its product as hypothetical. NCBI's taxonomy places the organism in Eukaryota, Metazoa, Platyhelminthes, Trematoda, Opisthorchiida, Opisthorchiidae. The transcript has a single exon. Bases 1 to 273 code for a protein of 90 amino acids. The record is from RefSeq and is a predicted model, not a curated record.